CACACUGUCUCUUGUGUUCCAAAACAAAAGCGAAGAUGUUUCCCGACAAUUAAUUAGUAACUAGCCGCCGCCGCAACUGAUUUCCUUAAUUAGCCGCUGCCCCAACACAGCUUGCAUAUACACCAUGCCCCUGAACGCAGGGCCGGAGACUGGCGGCGGUAAGGGCGUAGUGGCCAGUGGCUCCCAGGAGCCCAGCUCGCCCGUCCAAAAGGUCUGGAAACCGGAGUUGUACAAGAUCCAGUUGGAAGCUCCGACUCCAUUUCCAUUGCGCUGUCUGAGAACCCUGCUGCCGCUGCCGGCUAAAUCAAAGGCCGAGGCUGUGGAGGCCAAUGACUCGGCUGUUCGACUUUAUGGCUCUGAGUACCAUGGCGUGAUGGGUCACUUGGAGGCCGAGGAGCUGCUGGCAAAUGGUCGCGAGGGAAGCUACCUCGUCCGGCGAAGUCCGCAGUCCGACGGAUACUACACUCUCAGUCUCCGAUUCAACAAGCGGACUAAACACUUCAAAGUGUUCUACAAGCCCGAUAAAGGGCAUUACCUUCGUGAUCAGGACAAGUGCUUCGACUCGGUUCAUGACAUGGUGGCCGACGGACUGAUCAACUUUCACAUGGAGCUCCAUGCCGGUCCAAUUAUUCAGCAGAUUAACCAGCAGACCCGAAACUGCUAUCAGCAGAGUCCCUACAUGACGCUGAAUGGGCGAAAGCUACGAGCACUGUCCAAGGAGAUGGCUCCAGAGAAACCCAAAGAUGCAGCGCAAACAUCACUCCCCGCGCCAGGGAAGGACGACCAGACCGAUGCGGAGCCAAAGCGGCAGUCUCAGCCCCAAGUUAGGUCUUCAAUUCCAGCAGCUGCUGCAGCAGAUCCCAUGCCUCUGGUUUACGAAAAGCCGCAUCAGUUCAAGGUUCACACCUUCAAGGGCCUCAACUGGUGCGAGUUCUGCGCCAAUUUCUUGUGGGGAUUCACCGCCCAGGGUGUCAAGUGUGAGGCCUGUGGCUUUGUGGCUCACGCCAAGUGCUCCGAACUAGUGCCGCCCAAAUGUGUGCCGGAUUUGAAGCGGAUUCGUGGUGUCUUCGGAACAGAUCUAACCACCAUGGUCCAGCUGGAGCAGCACCACCAAAUACCUUUUGUAGUUCGCCGCUGUGUGGAAGAGGUGGAGGCGAGGGGCAUGCUGCAGGAGGGAAUCUAUCGGGUUUCCGGCUUCGCCGAUGAAAUCGAGGCCUUGAAGCUGGCUCUAGACAAGGACGGCGAGAAAACGGACAUGUCGGAGACGGCCUACGGGAACGUUAACGUUAUUGCCGGAACGCUGAAGCUCUAUCUGCGCCUGUUGCCGGUACCGCUGAUCACAUUUCAGGCCUAUCCCAGUUUCAUGGCUGCCGGCCGUAACAGCAACCAAGCUGAGCAGCUGACUCUCAUGACCGAGGCAGUGCACCGCCUGCCGCCUGCCCACUACAGUUGCCUACAGUAUAUGCUGGAGCACCUGAAGCGCGUGGCCUCCCAUUACGCCGUCAACAAGAUGAACGAGCACAACCUGGCCACGGUGUUCGCACCCACAUUGAUAGCCACUCCCCAGCAUAUGACCAAUCUCACCGAGGAGAUCUUCAUGCUAUCCUCGCUCAUCACCCAUUGCAAAAAGAUCUUUGCCUGAUCCGCCUCCUCCUCCCAAAUUCAUGAAACCGAGUGGAAUGGGCUAUCCAUUCCUCGUUCUCUUUUGCUUUGGCUCUACAUAUACUAUGUAUAACUAUAUAACACCUUAAAAACUAUUCACACGACUCGAUGAUUCCACCAAAAAUAUAGCCUAAGAUAAGGGUAAAGUAUUAAGUAAGCAUCCAAAAGAUUUGGGAAAAAAGAAACCAGUAAGCACAUCAAAUGUUAUGAAGGUCCAACGUUCGAAUUUACCGAUUUUGGUAUUAUUUUUUGGAGCAUGUAUUAUGCGUCACAAUAAACAUAUUUAUUGAAUUUAUAAAAAAAUGAA
Messenger RNA from Drosophila bipectinata, 1969 nucleotides. RefSeq names its product Rho GTPase activating protein at 5A. The record is from RefSeq and is a predicted model, not a curated record. Gene Ontology annotation, biological process: regulation of small GTPase mediated signal transduction; regulation of GTPase activity; signal transduction. NCBI's taxonomy places the organism in Eukaryota, Metazoa, Arthropoda, Insecta, Diptera, Drosophilidae. Gene Ontology annotation, molecular function: GTPase activator activity.